This is a messenger RNA of Salvelinus namaycush (lake trout), 975 nucleotides long. Its product is annotated as ATP synthase subunit a-like. Bases 1 to 975 code for a protein of 324 amino acids. The record is from RefSeq and is a predicted model, not a curated record. The transcript has 2 exons. Lineage: Eukaryota; Metazoa; Chordata; Actinopteri; Salmoniformes; Salmonidae.
AUGUGGUGCCUGCUGUGGUUCCUGCUGUGGUGCCUGCUGUGGUUCCUGCUGUGGUGCCUGCUGUGGUGCCUGCUGUGGUGCCUGCUGUGGUGCCUGCUGUGGUGCCUGCUGUGGUUCCUGCUGUGGUGCCUGCUGUGGUUCCUGCUGUGGUGCCUGCUGUGGUUCCUGCUGUGGUGCCUGCUGUGGUUCCUGCUGUGGUUCCUGCUGUGGUUCCUGCUGUGGUGCCUGCUGUGGUUCCUGCUGUGGUGCCUGAUGUGGUUCCUGCUGUGGUGCCUGCUGUGGUUCCUGCUGUGGUUCCUGCUGUGGUGCCUGCUGUGGUUCCUGCUGUGGUGCCUGCUGUGGUUCCUGCUGUGGUGCCUGCUGUGGUUCCUGCUGUGGUGCCUGCUGUGGUUCCUGCUGUGGUUCCUGCUGUGGUGCCUGCUGUGGUUCCUGCUGUGGUGCCUGCUGUGGUUCCUGCUGUGGUUCCUGCUGUGGUGCCUGCUGUGGUUCCUGCUGUGGUGCCUGCUGUGGUUCCUGCUGUGGUGCCUGCUGUGGUGCCUGCUGUGGUGCCUGCUGUGGUUCCUGCUGUGGUUCCUGCUGUGGUUCCUGCUGUGGUGCCUGCUGUGGUUCCUGCUGUGGUUCCUGCUGUGGUUCCUGCUGUGGUGCCUGCUGUGGUGCCUGCUGUGGUUCCUGCUGUGGUUCCUGCUGUGGUUCCUGCUGUGGUUCCUGCUGUGGUGCCUGCUGUGGUUCCUGCUGUGGUUCCUGCUGUGGUGCCUGAUGUGGUGCCUGCUGUGGUGCCUGCUGUGGUUCCUGCUGUGGUGCCUGCUGUGGUGCCUGCUGUGGUGCCUGCUGUGGUGCCUGCUGUGGUUCCUGCUGUGGUGCCUGCUGUGGUUCCUGCUGUGGUGCCUGCUGUGGUGCCUGCUGUGGUUCCUGCUGUGGUGCCUGCUGUGGUGCCUGCACGGAUUCCAAUGCCGGUGUCAAAUUCAGAAGCUCUGA